AUGUUGUGCAUCUGGUCGGCGAUGACAGGUAAGCAGCUUGCAAGCAUCCCUGCAGAGGAGGUAGAUGAUGUGAGGGCACUGAAGCAACUACUACACAGCAAGCACAGGCUGCCUCCGCCAUUCAGGCAAAGAUUGGUUUAUCUCGAUUCUGUCUCGGAUGGUGUGUUGGAUGAUCUCGUCAAGCUGGACUCGCCCAUGGACCUUCAGCUGAUUCUUAUUCCCUAUGUCCAGGCAUCGCAGCUGGAAGCAAACGAGUUGGCGGCUGCCGCAGCGAAGGGCUCAUUGCCCCAGGUCGAGGCCAAGCUGCAGAAGCCCCAGGACCCAAACGUGGACAACACGAGCGGCAGCAGUCCGCUGGGUCUGGCGACAGCCUGCGCGCAUCUUUGUCAUGGUUGGGUAACAUUGUUACACUUUUUUGAUGGGUACUUAGAGACAAUAAUAAGGAGUAAACAUGUACAUUUUCAAUCCUAUCCCAACCAUGAACUAGGCAUAUGGGUGUUGUGCAUUUGCUCCUGGAAGCCGCUGCGGACGCGAAUAAAGCCAACAAGGAUACCUACACCCCCCUGA
This is a messenger RNA of Symbiodinium sp. CCMP2592, 567 nucleotides long. Lineage: Eukaryota; Dinophyceae; Suessiales; Symbiodiniaceae. The record is from the annotation of a GenBank genome assembly.